This is a messenger RNA of Ostrea edulis (European flat oyster), 9850 nucleotides long. Its product is annotated as NFX1-type zinc finger-containing protein 1-like. Gene Ontology annotation, molecular function: helicase activity. The transcript is spliced from 4 exons. The record is from RefSeq and is a predicted model, not a curated record. The coding region runs from base 91 to 7086 and encodes 2331 amino acids. Gene Ontology annotation, biological process: regulatory ncRNA-mediated heterochromatin formation. Gene Ontology annotation, cellular component: nuclear RNA-directed RNA polymerase complex. Lineage: Eukaryota; Metazoa; Mollusca; Bivalvia; Ostreida; Ostreidae.
CGCAAUGUGCGCGCCGUAGAUAUAUUGUAAACAUUUUCUGAAAACGUCUCACAAAGCGGAUGUACCUCUCAUGAACAGUAUUUUCAGAGAAUGGAGGACUCUGCAAGAGGAUACGGGAGGAGGGGUGGAGGAGGGCGAAGGCCCAGACGAAGUCGAUCCAACACUCCGCAUAGGGCUUCAGAAAUCCAUGCAAAUUCAAAUCUGGUUCAUAUAUACGAUGACGACAAUGAUGGCGAAAACCAGGAAACUAGGCACAACUUGCCAAUAUACGAUUCAUCAGAAUUUAUUGAUAAAUUGGGAGAGCCAAAUCGUAGAAGGGGUGGAAGGGGAAGAUCAAAUUUUCGAGGGAGGGGACGUAGGGGAGAAUCAAACCAAAGAGGAACCUCGUCAAGCGGGGAUUUUAGAGGGAAAGGUGGAGGCCGCGGUUACUCUAGAGGUCAGAAUUCAAACCGUGGUCAAGAUAGUGACGGUCGACCCAGAAAUAGAAUGAUGGGGUAUAAACGACUGCAAGAGCUGCAUCUUGAAGACAACCCUGAUGAUGUGCUUCUUCAGUUGGUGACAACCAGAAACGGAUUUGGGGAUUUAUUGGAGAGAGAAAUAGAAAAAGAUUGGAUGUUUAUGCUUGUGGAAAUUCUAGUGAAAGCGUACAAAUCAAAGAAAGAGCUUAACUGCAGUGAGCUUACAAGGCACUUGAGUACGAAACAGUUUAUACCAAACCAUCUUCUACGUUUUGUAGCCGAUAUUGAAUAUGGUGUAGUUAAAUAUCAUGACGAUAAAAUGGGAGCUUUAUUAUGGAAUCUAUGUCAGCUGACCCUUAUUUUGUUUCAGAAUAUGCAAAGCAGUUUACCAUUGCUGAUAACGAUCCUUGAUACGUUGGAAAGAUUGUUAUCAAAUGAUUACAAAAUCGUUUGUGAGAUUUCAUGCCCUGACAUAUUUGCACAGCUUGAAACGUUAAAGGAAGCCAAAGAUGCGAUUAAACAAGAAUAUAUUAAGAAAAAAGAAGAAGAAGAAAAGCCCCAAAAACGUCAACAACCCAUAGAACAAGAACCACCAGACGAUUUUCGCGAAUUAUCUGUUCUUCCAACCCUUCACGAUCUGCAGUUCAACAAGAAACCUUUCUUGCGAUGCAACAGAUCUAAAGGUGGAUAUGAUGAUUUACAACAAUACUUAGACAUACAGUUCCGUCUUUUAAGAGAAGAUUACUUGCACCCUCUUAGAGAGGGUAUCCUAGACUACCGUAGAGAAUUAGAAGUUGCAAGCAAAGUAGGGAAAAGGCGACAGACGGACAUAAGAAUGUAUGAAAAUGUGGAAAUACUUCGUCCUCUGUGUUCAAACCAUGGAGUCAGACACGUCAUCAAAUUUGAUGACACAAAACUGAAACACAUACGCUGGGAAUCAUCUAGAAGACUGAUGUAUGGGUCUCUGCUCUGCUUGUCAUCCGACGGCUUUCAAUCGAUGCUGUUUGCCACGGUGACAGAAAGAAAGAUAACGGACUUACAGAACGGAAUACUUGAAGUUCAGUUUACGGAGGGGACAGAACCCUCAUCUCUCUCAUCCACACAGACUUACAUCAUGGCGGAAACAACAGCGUACUUUGAAGCUUACAGAUACAUACUUCAAGGUCUUCAAGAAAUUGGAGACGAAAUGCCACUGCAGUCAUGUAUCGUUCAUUGCAAGCCAAAUGCAAAGCCUCCAAAGUACAUUAAUAAAGGAACAGUAAUACCAUAUGACUUUGGUCCACUUUGUAAGACCACUAAGAAACCCUAUCUUUGCCCUGUGCUUCGUACUAGCAGAUGGCCAUCGGCCAGAGACAUGGGCUUUGACGAUUCACAGCACCAGGCUUUACAAAUGGCUAUCACAAAAGAAAUUGCAAUCAUUCAGGGACCUCCUGGGACCGGAAAGACUUAUGUUGGACUCAAAAUUGUUGAGCUUCUCCUGCACAACAAAGAAAAGUGGAGAGAAAAUAUGAAAAUGGAUCCUAUUUUAGUUGUUUGUUACACAAAUCAUGCAUUAGAUCAAUUCCUUGUAGGAAUUUCAAAGCAUUCAGACAAAUUGGUGCGUAUUGGAGGGAGAUGCAAAACUCCGGAAUUGGAUGAAUUUUCAUUGCAAAACUACCGGAAGGAAGCUCGCGAAGAUAGAUCCAUAUCAAGAACAAUCCACGAAAAAAAGUACGAUUGUCUUACAAACAUGAGGAAUUGUAGGGAACAAAUAGGACAGGUUAGCGAAAAAUUGAAAUCUGCAAAACAAGGUAUUCUUCAACUUAGCGAAUUACGCCCAUUUAUAGACGACCAUCAUGCUGAUUCUCUGCAAGAUACUUCGUUCGAUGAACAAAUGGCCAUGUUCACCACGCAAAGGUCUGUACCCAAAAAUAGAAUAGAUGAAUGGCUUGGUUUUAACACAGACAUGAUGUUUGAUUCAAUUGACUUCAAUGAAAACAUCGAAAAUCAGCAAAAAAAUAUUCUGAUGUUGGAAUGGGAGGAGGAAUUAACUAAAGGGUCGAAAAUAGAAAGGAUAGAAAAGGAUGCGGCAAGGCUUGUCAAGAACCCGUGGCAACUAACUUUGCACGAAAGAGGAGCACUGUAUAAGUAUCUUCUUAAGGAAUUUCAGGAAUUUGUAAGUAAUGAGAUGAUGAUUGCUGCAAACGAAUUUGGCCAAUCAAAGAAAGUAAAAAAACGGCAAAAUAUUCCCUAUCAAGAAAAGAUAGAUGAACUUUCUAAUCUUCGGACAAGAAGCGAAAACGUUGUGUUGCAGUGCAAAAUGCUGAUUAGUCACAUCCCCAAUUACUUGAAGAAAAUACCAAAAAUGAUUCAAGAACAAGGUGAUAUAUUGGAUUGGUUGUGUCUGGACGGCUCUCCUGAGAGCUGCAGUCGAAUAGCAGAAGUUCUGAGGGAGGAAUACAUCAAUGCAAAAGAAGAGGCUGAUUACGAAGAUGAAGAAAGAAGGUUGGAGGAAGAAGAUGAAGAUGAUGAAUUAAGAUUCUUUUCGGGAUACAGUAAUGAUAAUGCGAAAUCUCCUUCACAAACAUUAAGCGGUGCAUCCCUUACCAUCCUCUACGGUUCUGUCGAAAGAUCGGACAAAUCUGAGGGCUGGGUUUCUCAAAUAAAUCGCACCAAAAUGCGUCGAAAUCUAAAGAAAAUCAUCGACAGUAGCGACAUCAUGAGAGUAAGAGAAGUUCAACUGGUGAAAGAUAUUUGGAAACUGGAUCCGCAUGGUCGACAAAGACUCUAUCGUUACUGGCUAAAUUGUUACACUACCCACUUGAAGGAUUCCAUAAAGGAAGCAGAAAAACAAUAUGACGACCUUUGCAAAGGAUAUAGAGAAGUGCUGGAUGCUGAAGAUGUUGAAAUAAUGAGGGGAGCUGAUGUUCUAGGCAUGACCACAACUGGAGCUGCAAAAUACAGAAAUAUUUUGCAAUCUAUCAAACCGAAAAUCAUCAUUGUCGAAGAAGCCGCUGAAGUCCUGGAGUCUCACAUUGUAACAACGAUCAAUUCAAACUGUCAACACUUAAUUCUGAUAGGGGAUCACAAACAACUGCGUCCUACUCCUACAGUUUAUCAUCUCGCAACGAAAUACAAUCUUGACAUAUCACUGUUUGAAAGGAUGGUUAACAAUGAUUUAAAUUAUGUGACACUGGGAAUACAGCACAGAAUGAGACCGGAGAUAUCGACGUUGAUGAAAUAUAAAGAUCUCUAUCCAGAUCUUGAUGACCACGAAGAUGUAAAGAAGUAUGAGCACAUCAAAGGGGUCAUUAACGAUAUCUAUUUUAUCAAUCAUAAUGAAUCAGAGUUGGUGCAUGGGGAAACAAAAAGCAAAUCAAAUAUCCACGAAGCUAAGUUUGUUAAAAGACUUUGUAGAUAUUUUCUCCAACAGAACUAUGACCGAAGUCAAAUAACUAUUCUAACAGCAUACACUGGACAAAUUCUUGCGAUGAAGAAAGAAAUGCCCAAACAGGAGUUUGAAGGUGUCCGCAUCACAUCCGUAGAUAAUUUUCAGGGAGAAGAAAACGAUAUAAUCAUACUCUCACUUGUGCGAAGCAACAACACUGGUAGCACUGGAUUUCUUAAAAUUGAUAACAGGAUCUGUGUUGCGUUAUCAAGAGCUCGAAAGGGGUUGUUUGUAAUCGGCAAUUUUGAUCUUCUCUGCUCUGAGAGUGAACUGUGGAAGUACAUAGCUGAUACUAUGAAAGCGAAUGGCAAUAUUGGGAGAGGUCUAGUUCUUCGUUGUGGGAACCACCCCAGAAAUAGUGUUAGUGUCAGCUGUGAUACAGACUUUGAUCAAGUACCAAACGGAGGGUGCACUCUGCCUUGUAACUAUGAUCUCAAGUGCUCCCACAAAUGUGCACAAAUCUGUCACAUUUCCGAUCCAAACCAUGAAUUCUACAAGUGUUUACGACCGUGCUUGAAGAAAUGUGGCAAAGGACACAGCUGUCCUCGAAAAUGUUUCCAGGACUGUGGAAACUGUCCUGUCAAGGUUUUAAAGACUAUACCGUCUUGUGGACACAUUGAAAGUGUCCCAUGUUCUAUAGAGGAAGAUGCAUGGACCUGCAAAUCUCAGUGUGAGCAACUUCUUUCCUGUACUCAUAGAUGCAAAGGAAAAUGUGGUAACUGUACAAAGAACAGUACGCACGAAAAAUGCGAAGAACCAUGUGUAAAACAACUUUCUUGUGGUCAUGCCAUUGUUUCAAAAUGUUUUGAAGACGCAGAAAAUCUAAAAUGUACAAGUCCUUGUCGUAGUGUACUUGAGUGUGGUCAUAAUUGCAGUGGAACCUGUGAUGAUUGUCAGCAAGGUCGAUUACACAUUCCCUGCCAGUCUGAGUGUCGAAGAAAACUUAUUUGCGGGCAUAUUUGUUUGAGGCCUUGUAUUGAAGGUUGUCCACCUUGUAAGCAGAAAUGUCAAACUGCAUGCACACAUCGACGAUGCAAAGCAAAAUGUUAUGAACAAUGUGAGGACUGUCAGGAAAUGUGUACUCGUAAUUGCGAACACCAGAAAUGUACAAAUAGGUGUGAUGAAAAGUGUGAUGGAUUGCCGUGCUCAAAAAAGUGUUCAGUGAAGCUUCCCUGCCAACAUGAAUGUAUGGGUGUUUGUAGUGAAAAGUGUCCUAUUAUUUGCGAAAAAUGCCAUUACAAAAGCUUUGAAGGCUCUUCCGACAAUAUCAGUAACGAUGUUCGGAUUGUUGGACUGGAAACUUGUAAACACUUCUUUAGCAUUGAUUCGAUGGACCUUUACAUGUUUAAUCCGACAAGGAUAAAAAGUUCUUCAGUCCCAAUAGGAUUUAGGCAAUGUCCUGCAUGUUCAUCCCUGAUAAAAAAGAGCGUGAGAUAUAAAUCAGUAAUUGAGGAAUAUCGGAAAGAUAUGGAGGUCAUUAAACAGAAAAUUAAAAAUGACGAUAUAUCGGUAGUGAAAACAGAAACAAGCGACAUUUCAAAGAAAGUAUCCUUGUUGAGAAGUAAAGAUCCAGAUGCAGUUGAUUUAAUCAUUCAACAACUUGAAGAGAAAGAAAAGUUGCCAAUUGAAAGGGUCAAUUUGGCACAUUCGCAGAUUUUGAUUUUGGAAUUGAUAUAUAAUAUUUAUCAGCAGAUUAUUCAGUCAGUCAUUGAAAACACAAAAGAAGAAAAGGUGAUUGGAGAACAGUUGAAAAAGAUCCGUAAUUGGUUGUUUGAAAGUGUCCGUACUACAAAAAACAAGGGAAAUAUACAUAGAACUGUGAAACGAACAUGUUUCUCGAAACAAGAGCUUCUUGACAUACGUAUGGAAUUGAUACGAUUGGCCUAUCAAGUCCAGUUCCUGAAGCUGAAGGCUAAAUCAAGCACAAAAUUAGAUGAAAUCAGAAACAUAUAUGGAUCUGUGAUUGAUUCAUUGUUAACGACGAGGUCGCAACUUCUUGAAAAAAAUUGCCGUAGAAUCCGUACAUUGGCAAGAUUCAAUGGCAUAGGGCUAGAUGAUACAUUAUUUGAUAGUUUGAUGUACCACGCAGCUCUGGAACGUCAUAGAUCGUGGCAGUAUGGAACCUGGUUUAAAUGCAAAAAUGGUCACAUAUCCAAAACCUAUCAAGAAAAGGAACAGUGUCCAUCUUGUGACCUUUUCAUUGGAAUGAAGACCUACGAGAAUAUUGUUCCUCCAAAACGAAUUGUGUGGGUACCUUUACCAGAGGAUCAAAACGAGAAACCAAGACCUUCACCACGUAAUGAUAAGGAUAUGAAAAGAGAGAUAAAGAAACGUCAGGAAAGCUCUGAACAAUUCAUGGAUUUGCAAACAACAAUGCAAAAUUUUACAAUAUCCGGUCCAUACUUGAUGGGAACAAAUGAUUUAGUACACACUUCUUCUUUACUAGACACAGCCAGAGGAAAUGGAUUCAUGAUACCUCCUACUAUAGUAUCAGAAAAUAAGUAUCCGACCAUAAGACCAAAACCAAAGUAUGCAUGGGAAAACAUUUCCCCAAAUCAAGAAAUCGGUGAAUUAAUUCCCUCGAAUCCGCAUUUGUUGUCUGGAAAUUCUACGAAGACUACGCAAAGCAUGCAUCAGGCAAAACAUGAUGAUGAACAUUCCUCUGUGAUACCCGAAUCAAGAGAAACAAGAUACAAAACCAUGCAGAAAGCAAUGUUAGAUAUUGUUCCGAAUACGAAUUAUGAAUGGAAGAAGACUUCAUCAAAGCAGGAAUUCGAGAAUGAUGUUUACACGCCAUCAUACACAAGCCCUAUUCGCCGUUCGUCAAGUAGCGAUGAAAAACAAACUGAGAAGAAAAUUGUUUACACAUCAGAAGAACUCCUGAAAUUUCAACCAAGUCGGCCCAGGAAGACUACUGAACAAAGUCUUUUGAGUAGAAACAGCGUAUUUGAGUUACCGCAGUCCUUACAGAGUCCUCUUGAUAUAGAUAUAAGCUUAGAUCUUGCUGAAGUAAGGCAAGCGCAAGUGGCGGUUAGCAGAACCGAACGAGAGGAACAACGAGAAACAGAUCAGACGGUGGAUCAAAGUUCAGUAACAGAUCGCCAUCGGAAUUCAUCUCUAUCAAAAUGUCCAAAAGGCCACAUAAUGCUCAGAAAUGAAACCGAGUGUCGAUGGUGUUUAAAUUUUGAUACCCCUGUCUAAGAAGCCGGACCACGACGAGAGACAAAUAUUACAGUUAUUGCAUGUUUCACCCUCAUGCGGUGACCAUAAACGGUCAUGACCGAUUUGUAGUUGUAGACUAUAUAUAUAUAUAUAUAAUCUAUAUCUGUGUGUGUAGUGUGUGUGUGUGGUGUGUGUGUGUGUGUGGGGGGGGGGGGGUUCAACCACUUGGACGAAUAAGAGGUGUCCUAAUUCGCUCCCCAAAAAGCUUUGAUUAGCAAGUGUAAUUUAGUGCUAGUGUUUUGUUAUUUCUUUAACCAUUUUAUGUAAAUCUUUUCGUUUGUCCUGAGGAAUGGGCAUGUCAACCCUAAAAUAGCACAAUCUAAUUGUUGUCCCGUGUUUUAGCGCUUUGUAUGAUUCUUGUAUUUGUUCUUGUAUCCACGUUGUGGAUCCAACAUUUCUAAGUAUCGGGUGUUGAUGGAACUCAGUACUUUUUUAUGUAUAUAUAUAUAUUUUAAUUGCGUUUAAGCUGGUGUUAUUAGUCGGCAUAUGUACUUAAUGAAGCCUAGAAUGGAAGAUAUUAAUAUUUUGUAUGUAUAAAUGCGUUCGAUUUUCCCCCCACCAUUAUCACAGUACCAGGUUUCCUCAAAAAGUGUGAUUAUUCAGCUUGUAUACGUUAAUUUAUAAUUCCUUAGAAGUACAAGUGCAUUUGUACAUAAAACGUUCAAAGUUCUGAAUAACCACAAGCAUGCCUUUAAUGAUUUGAAUGGCAUGUAAUAAUUCAUCAUUUCAAAGAUAUUUAUUAGCUUAUUAAAUUAGGAUUUAAUGAUUUAAUUGAAACACACACCACCAUGUCCAAUACACACCCUGAAAGAGUGCGUAUGUUCUCGUGAGCGAGGCCCUUAUGCAGCGUAUAACACGUUGACUAUAUACAUGUAGCAUUUGAAAAUUGUAGUAAAAAUACAAAAGGAAUCAAGCAGUGAUUAAAAUGUAAUUCAUCGAAUAAAGCGAUCGACUAUUUAGGAUUUGAUCACCACCACAACCCAUCGUCGAUGGGGGGGGGGGGGGGGGGGGGGCUGUUUGGAACCCCACAAUAGUGCCUGCGGGAUUGAUCAGUAAUCAUUCUGUCUACUUCCUGUCUGUCCCGACAAUGUCAUAACACAAUUUGAGUAUAAUAUCUACACCCCACUAAGCACCCUGGCGCUUGGAAAGGUUUGGUGACCAGCGUUUUAAAACAAUUGUGUCCGAAUGUCAACCUAAUGAGACAAAGUAAAGCUUCUAUCACCCAGGGUUUUUUUUAAGCUUAUUGUGAAUUAACAACGAAUAUGGUGUUAUGUCAGUGAAGCUAGAUUUGUGUUUGGGACCUAGCUGUACAUGUAUAUUGGGACCAACCUGUACAUGUAUAUUGAACAGUAUGUUUGAUAUCUAUCUGUAUAUUGUUUUUAUUAAUAUUUUGUUCUUUUUUUUAUGUCAAUAUAUAUUAGAUCGCAUUCUAUGUAUUUUUCAUGUCCAGGGCGUUGUUUACAAAUGUAAGCAUUUGAAUGUUUCAAGUGUGUUGUGAACAUUUUUAAUUUAACACAUAUGAAGCAAAUUUUUCAUGAAGACACUGAAUGAUAAAAAUUUGUAACUUUACGGCAUUUUAGUUUCACCUAACCUGUACAUCUGUGUUAGGUAUUACAUAAGUAUGCCUUUAUAUUGAUGUAUUUUGUUUUAAAAACAAAAUAUAUGUAAACACUUUCAUGGAAAUGUAUUCUUAGAAAAGACGUAAAGUGUUUGGGGGCAGAAUAACUUAAUGACACACACAGAAAUUUAAAUUAUUUUGAAUUAUUUCCCUGCAACAAAACUUAUUCAAUGUAGUUGCAAAAAAUCCAGGUUUACAAUAUUUAAGAAAUAUGUAUAUACAUGUACUGGAUAUAAGCUUUUCUAGAAAAUUCUACCAUUUCAGUUCUUAAAAAGUAUUUCAAUAAAAUGAAGUUGUAAAUCCGUAAAACUUCAUAAAAUCUUAUGCUUUACCUUAUAUAUUGUUAUGCAGAGUAUUGAAAACCGUCUCGAAAAUGUUGCUACAUGCAAUCUACAAUUAAUUAGAUUGAAAUAGACUUGUUUAUCUUGCACCUUUACAUCAAUGACGUAGGUUAAUACGUAUUUUGAAAAUCAAUGAAGAGGGCUUACAGUUGUGUCUGUAUUUUAAAUCCCUAUCCUCGUAUAUAUGUGUGCUUUCUAUCUGUAAGUGGUGGGUAGUGAUUUCUUUGUUUUUUUUGUCAGGUCCUAUUUCUAAAGUUAUCUCCUGUCAGACAAACUGAAUGGAUAUACAUGUAUAUUAGUUGGGUUUUUGAAAAAUUAAUGAAAGUACUUCACGAUUACUUACUUCUUCUUUGAAUACUGUAGAUUCCUUAUAUUACGCGAGUACUUAAUAUCGCUAAAUGCCUCGCGGACGUUAAAUCGCGUGAAUUCGCGAGUGUUCUAUUGAUGAAGACCUUUUACAUGUAUUUCGGCAAUGUAGAAAUGAAAGCGAGUAAUUUUAUUUUGCCUGUCGUGCUUCUCGCGAAAUUUCGCGAUAAUAUAUUCUUCGCGUAUAUUUAUGAAUUUACAGUAUUUGUUGUAUUUUGUCUGUAGAUGAGGCAUCUACAGGCAAAAUACAAUGAAUACUGAAAAGUCUGCGUAAGUAGAACAAAGGAGAUACUUACCCACUACUCCCAAAACAAAAUUGUUUUAUUCAUCGUGUUUGAUAUACUACUACUGAUUUCGCAAUAAUUUAAGCCAAUAUGAAUAUAUCUGCUAUUACAAAUAAAUACUUGAAAAUGCAAAA